Molecule: messenger RNA, 4768 nt
Organism: Cyclopterus lumpus (lumpfish)
Lineage: Eukaryota; Metazoa; Chordata; Actinopteri; Perciformes; Cyclopteridae
Product: ATPase family AAA domain-containing protein 2-like
Exons: 30
Coding region: 189-4607 (1472 amino acids)
Biological process (GO): positive regulation of transcription by RNA polymerase II
Cellular component (GO): nucleus
Molecular function (GO): ATP hydrolysis activity; chromatin binding; ATP binding
Source: RefSeq, a predicted model, not a curated record
CGGCGCUUAGCCACUUACCUCAUAACCUCUGACGACGUUUAUGGCGCCAGAAAUCAAGGGUUUCGCGAGGAGCUGACUCCCGUUAUCUGCGCUAUGGCGGCGGCUCCGUAAACAUUAGGUAGUUCACGGCAGAGCAGCGGCUAGUUACCCGUCCUUCGUGCUCCACAUAAGGUCGGUUUAGAGUCAAGAUGGUGAUACUGCGCAGCAGCGGCGCCGGAGCGGAGCCGGCCGCCACGACUCCGAAGAGGAGGUCGAUGGAGUUGGACGCGAGCUCCGAGUUUCUGUCCCUGCUCCCGGCGUCGCAGAGGAAGUCUGCCCGGCGGACCCGGUCCUCCCAGGCCCUGGAGGACAGCUUCAGCAGUUUGGAGAGCAACGCGCCGAAUGGUCAUGCUGAUAUGAAGCAGGAUGAGGGGAAUGGACAUCACUCCCCGAGGACCCGAGGACAGAGAGUUAAACUAGAGGUCUCUUUUGCCGACAUGGAGCCAAAGACCAGCUCCCCUGUAAAUGAAGCCAGCUCUGUAGAAGGAUGCCUCAGGAAAUCUUCCAGGUUGCAGAGAGAGGGACACACAUCCAGUGGCAAGCAGCAAGCAGUUGCCCCAGAUGUUCCAGAUAAAGUGGAGGGCUCAUCCACUCCCAAGAGGAGUCGCUUUGAUCUACAGAGCCAAGAAGAAGAAGAAGAAGAAGAGGAUCGCUCAGUAAGACGUAGUUCCCGAAUCACCAGAUACAAACUGGAUUCCCGUAAGCAGUCGGUUCUCUACGACCGCCUCAUCACCAACACGGCUGAAGCUGUUCUCCAAAAGAUGGACGACAUGCAGAAGAUGAGACGCAGACAGAGGAGCAGAGUUAGGGGCAAUGAAGAAGAGCAGCUCGGUGUGUACACCAGGGGCAGGCUGACCAGGUCUCUGAGGACAGAUGUGGAGAGCAAAGCCACAGAGGAAGAGAUCCAAGGAGGGAAUGAGGAUGAUCACCACAAAGAGGGGGAGGAGGAGGAAGAUGUAGAAGUAGAUGAGGAGGAAAGGGGGGAGGAAGAAGAUGAAGAUGGCGAAGACGAGGAGGAGGAAAAUGAGAGGCGUUAUGACUUCAGGCAGCGAAAGACUGUGGUUCGCUACCAGGCCCCACAGGAUGAACCCAGAGAGCCCAGGAAGCGCAGCAUGUACUUCAAGGACCACGCGUCUCCAACCAGACGCAGGUUUAGAUUCAGCUCCACGGCCCCCAGGAGCCCCUACAACAGGAUAACCAGCAGGAGUAGUUCUGAGAGGAGGAGACACGCCAUCCACAGCAGCGACUCCACUUCCUCUUCUUCAGACGAUGAGAAAUUCCAGAGACGGAGAAGUAAGAACAGGAGCUUGUCAGUCAACAGAUGUCUGCCCAUGAACCUUUUGAAAGACGACCUGCAGGGUGUCCACAAGGACAGGAUGAAGAUUGGAGCCAGCCUGGCUGAUGUGGACCCCAUGCACAUUGACAAGACGGUGCGCUUUGACAGCAUCGGAGGGUUGAGCAGACACAUUUCAGCUCUGAAGGAGAUGGUGGUGUUCCCCCUCCUCUACCCAGAGGUCUUUGAGAGGUUCAAGAUACAGCCUCCCAGGGGCUGUCUAUUUUACGGCCCUCCAGGCACAGGGAAAACCCUCGUAGCCAGAGCGCUGGCCAAUGAGUGCAGUCAGGGAGAAAGAAAAGUGUCUUUCUUUAUGAGGAAAGGCGCUGACUGCCUCAGUAAAUGGGUAGGAGAAUCUGAGAGACAGCUGCGACUGCUUUUCGACCAGGCGUAUCAGAUGCGUCCGUCCAUCAUCUUCUUCGAUGAGAUUGAUGGUUUGGCUCCAGUCAGGUCGAGCCGUCAGGACCAGAUCCACAGUUCCAUUGUGUCGACCCUGUUGGCUCUCAUGGAUGGAUUAGAUGGCAGAGGAGAGGUUGUUGUGAUAGGAGCUACAAACAGACUGGACUCCAUUGACCCAGCACUGAGGAGACCGGGGCGCUUCGACAGAGAGUUCCUCUUCGGCCUCCCAGACAGAGAGGCGAGAAAUGACAUUCUGAAGAUCCACACCAGACUGUGGACGCCACCACCCUCCCACACCUUUCUGGAAGAAUUGGCAGAUAAAUGUGUUGGUUACUGUGGAGCAGACAUUAAAGCAGUUUGUUCAGAGGCUGCCUUGUGUGCGUUACGGCGUCGCUACCCACAAAUCUACAGCUCGUCACAGAAACUUGUGCUUGACGUCAACUCCAUCGCCAUCACCAACAAAGACUUUCUGGCCGCCAUGUCCAAGAUGGUGCCUGCUGCCCAGAGGGCAGUCGUGUCACCAGCCAAGGCCCUGAUACCCGCCGUUUGUCCUCUUCUGAGCGCCACCCUACAAAACAUCCUCCAUAACGUCAGCAGACUGUUCCCACAUGCUGAGCAGGCCUUAAAGAGGAAGAGGGAACAUGAUGCGGCAUGUGGUGUGUCUGAAGAUGAUCUGAUGUUUAGUGAGGAGGAGGACACAGACGUCUGCUCCAAUGGACAGACCGCUCACUCCCAACUCUCAACACCUGCUGUGAAGGGACUCAUCAGCCUCCACAGGAGUGUGCUGAGCCAACCAACCUCCUACCGUCCCAGGCUGCUGUUGGAGGGACGGCUGGGUUCGGGUCAGAGCUCCCACUUGGCUCCUGCUGUCCUCCACGCUCUGGAGAAAUUCACUGUGUACACACUGGACAUGGCCGUGCUGUUUGGAGCCAGCGCAACUGCACCGGAAGAGACUUGUGCUCAGAUCUUUGUUGAAGCAAAGCGGACCUCUCCCAGUAUCCUGUACAUCCCUCACAUCGGACAGUGGUGGGAAACAGUGGGUCCGGCCUUAAGAGCCACCUUCCUCAGCCUGCUCAGCUCCAUCCCUGCCUUCGCUCCCAUACUGCUUCUGGCUACGUGCAACCUGCAGUAUGACCAACUCAGUAUGGAGGUGAAGGAGUUGUUUAGGAUGGAGUUUGGCGAGGUUUUCCAUAUCCAGACCCCGACCAGCAGAGAAAGAAGAAACUUUUUUGAGGAUCUAAUCCUCAAUCAGGCUGCCAAGGCCCCUGCCUCAAAAAAGAAAGCUGUGCUCAAUGCAUUGGAGGUGCUUCCUGUCGCCGCGCCACCUCCCCCACGCCAGCUGACGGAAGAGGAGACCCGGAGGCUGGAGGAGCAGGAAGAAGACACCCUCAGGGAUCUCCGCCUCUUCCUGCGGGAUGUCACCAACCGCCUGUCCCAAGACAAACGUUUCAAGGCUUUCACAAAGCCUGUGGAUUUAGAGGAGGUGCCAGAUUACGCUGUGGUCAUCAAGAAGCCUAUGGACCUGUCAACAGUUCUCUCUAACAUCGACCUCCAUCAGUACGGGACGGUCAAAGAGUUCCUCCAAGACGUGGAUCUCAUCUGGCAGAAUGCCCUCGAAUACAACCCAGACAGGGACCCCUCAGACCGUCAGAUCCGCCACAAAGCGUGUGCAUUGAAGGACACCGUCCAUGCCAUCAUCAAAGAUGAACUGGAUGAAGAUUUUGAGAAGAUUUGCGUGGAGACCAAAGCGUCACGCAGCACACGAGAUUGCACCACUGCCCGGUUUGCGCCCUCCUUCUACCACGUCCUUCCCAAACAGUCCAAAUCUCCUGCUGAGGCCACAGAAAUAACCCUGCAAAGAGAGCUGGUUAGACCCACAACUGCGGUGACUCCCAACACAAGUGCCUAUGCUGCUACAACGCCUAAAAACACAGCCCAGAGGAAGAAAAGGCGAAAGAGUCGCUGGUCCGCCGGCUUAUAUUCAAAGAAGAAGGCUUCCUGCUCUCCUCACAUGUCCAGAGAUGAAGAAGACGGGGACGACGAGGAGGAUGAGGUUGAGAAGGGAGGAGGCGCGGAGUAUGAUGAGGGCACUGGAGGAGAGGAGGAUCCGAUGAUGGUGGAUGUAGAGUCGGGUCCUAUCCAGUGUGACUCGGGGAAAGCAGAAAAUGACGACGAGACACGGGAUGAAAAAGAAAGGCUGGGUGAAGUCGUCGCGGAUCAACCAGGAAAGUCGGAGGAAAAGAAAGUGUCGACAAAUCCAGGAAACGAGAACAGUAGAACAAUUUCAGUGAACACUAAUACGGACGGCCACGCUGAGACAGAAGGGCGUACCCAGGGGCAAUGCAACACAGAGGAAAGGGCUGAAACUGAUAGCCAAAAGCUGACGGAAACGGAGACAUGUCAAACUGUAACACAGGCAGACAACAGGAACAACAACAACGUAGUUACUGUAGAGGUGACGGAGCAGAACGGCCCUGCUGAACCAAUGGAGGUGGAAGCAACAGACGCCUCUGCAGCCACGAGAGGAGAGGAAGACACAUGCACAGAGAAGAGCGCGAGGCGCGUAACUCGGGCGCCAAAGAGCGCCGUGCAGCCGAUGGUCGACGUGGACAAGGCUCUGCAGAUCCUGCACCAGGAAACUCCCCCUCUGGUCGUGGACAGAGACAAAUUAAAGGAACUGCUGAAAAGAGUAGAGAUCAAAACCGAAGGGUUCGAGGUCUACCAGCUGGAGAAACUCUAUGCUCUGCUCUGCCAGAGCAUCUACAGACACCGACGAGACUACAACAAAACGUCACUAAUACAGGAGCUGAAACAAGAGAUUGAAGACUUCUGUUGACUUUUCUACGAUAUGUUUUAUAUGCUCGCUCAUCAUUCUCAGCUUUGUAAAUAUACAUUGUUUCUAUUUUCAUAGAAAUCUACAGGCUCCUCUUUCACCAUUAGCAUCUUGUUUGUGUUACCUCCUUUUGUUUCUAUUUAAUUAAAUGGGUUUCCUCUAAA